This is a messenger RNA of Anopheles maculipalpis, 1083 nucleotides long. RefSeq names its product replication factor C subunit 4. The transcript is spliced from 3 exons. The coding region runs from base 1 to 1083 and encodes 360 amino acids. Lineage: Eukaryota; Metazoa; Arthropoda; Insecta; Diptera; Culicidae. The record is from RefSeq and is a predicted model, not a curated record. Gene Ontology annotation, biological process: DNA repair; DNA-templated DNA replication. Gene Ontology annotation, molecular function: ATP hydrolysis activity; DNA binding; DNA clamp loader activity. Gene Ontology annotation, cellular component: DNA replication factor C complex; nucleus.
AUGCAGGCAUUUUUAAAAACUGGCCGUACAACUGGAGAAAGUUCUUCCACCGGUGCAGGUGGUGAAGGCGGAAGCACUUCCACCAAGCGAACGAAACAUAGCGUACCAUGGGUAGAGAAAUACCGUCCCAAAAGUGUCGAUGAUGUGGUUGAACAAGCGGAAGUGGUUGCCGUCCUACGCGAAAGUCUCUCAACCACGGAUCUACCGAAUUUGCUACUGUACGGACCGCCCGGUACUGGCAAAACGAGUACAAUUCUUGCCGCGGCCAGGCAACUGUUUGGCGAUAUGUUUAAAGAACGCAUUCUCGAGCUGAACGCGUCGGACGAUCGUGGCAUAGCGGUGAUUCGAAACAAAGUGAAAACGUUCGCACAGCUGACGGCUAGCGGAACCAGAACGGACGGCAAGCCCUGUCCACCGUUCAAGAUCGUUAUUCUGGACGAGGCGGAUGCGAUGACACACGCUGCUCAGGCCGCUCUGCGUCGAACGAUGGAAAAGGAAACGAAAACCACGCGGUUCUGUUUGGUUUGUAACUACGUGUCACGGAUUAUCGAGCCAAUCACAUCGCGCUGUACCAAAUUUCGUUUCAAACCGUUGGGAGAGGAGAAAAUUAUUGAGCGAUUGCGCUACAUCUGCGAGCAGGAAGGUGUUCAGGUCGAUGAAGACGUUUACAGGGACAUCGUUAAUAUUUCCGGUGGUGAUUUGCGACGAGCCAUUACCACCCUACAAUCGUGCCACCGGUUGAAAGGCACUCAGGCACGCAUCGAAAGGCAGGACAUACUGGAAAUGUCGGGUGUGGUACCGGAACGCUACCUGGAGGAAUUUAUAUCGGUUUGCAAAAGCUCGAACUAUAGCAAGCUAGAAGAAUACGUUCAAAACCUUGCAUACGAUGCGUACAGCGUGGGGCAACUGUUUGAGCAGCUAACCGAGUACAUUGUGUACAACGACGGACUGACGGAGAAGCAAAAGGCUCUAAUCUGCGAAAAACUUGGUGAAUGCUGCUUCCGACUACACGGCGGAGGUUCGGAAUAUAUUCAGAUAAUGGAUUUAGGCUGCGUCACAAUUCAGGCUCUCAAGGACCAGUGA